AUGAAAUUUUUUUCAUAUUAUUCCUUUCAUAUAAUCUCAUAUCGUUUUUUCACAGCUCCUCAAAUUCGAAAAGUGGCGUCCGUUUCUAAAACAAUCUCAGAUCGUUAUCAAGAAGCAAUUGUAACAUUAAAUGCUUUACAAACAAAUCAACUAAAAUUAAAAACAACUGAACGACGUGGAAAAUCCAUGAAUGAUAUUCUACGUUAUUUAUCAUAUCUUAACGUUCAGUUGGAUCAUAUUGAUCAGCUUAAUAUAAUUCAUGUAGCAGGUACAAAAGGAAAAGGAUCGACAUGUGCAUUUACAGAAUCAAUUCUACGACAAUAUGGUUAUAAAACGGGUUUUUUUAGUUCACCACAUUUAAUCGAAGCACGAGAACGAAUUCGUAUUAAUGGGAAAUUAAUAUCAAAGGAAAAAUUUGUUGAUUAUUUUUGGCAAUGUUAUAAUGCGAUAUGCAAUGCUGUUCAACAAUCAACUGAGAAAGAACCACUUUAUAUGCCAUUUUAUUUCUCAUUUCUAACAACAAUGAUGUUCUAUGUUUUUGUUCAUGAAAAGAUUGAUGUUGCUAUUAUCGAAGUAGGCAUUGGUGGAGAACUUGAUUGUACAAAUAUUAUCAAAACUCCAAUCGUAUGUGGUAUAGCAUCAUUAGGUUUAGAUCAUGUUAAAAUAUUAGGGAAUACAAUUGAGCAAAUUGCUUGGCAAAAAGCUGGAAUAUUUAAAAAAGAUGUUCCAGCUAUCACAGUACCGCAAGUACCAAGUGCUAUGGAUGUUUUAUUUGAAAGAGCUAAGGAAAAACAUUGUCAAUUAACAAUUGCACCAUCAUUAAAUCAUUAUUCAAAUUAUCCAUUUUCUCUUUCACUUGCUGGAGAUAUACAAGAAAUCAAUGCAUCAUUAGCAAUACAAUUAGUUUUUCAUUGGUUAAGUGCUCGAGCAGGAAAAUCUUAUAAUGAACUUCUCGAAUCACCAUUGAGUAAAGAAAUUCUACAAGGUUUAGCUACAUGCCGUUGGUCAGGUCGUAAUGAAUUAGUUACUACGAAUACUGCAACAUAUUAUCUUGAUGGUGCACAUACUACUGAAUCGAUUGAACAAUGUAAAAAUUGGUUUAUGAAUUCAAUAUCAAAACAACAAACACCAACAAGAAAUAUUCUUUUAUUUUAUUGUUCAAAUGAUCGAGAUCCAGAAGUAUUACUUCAACCUUUAAUGACCUGUAAAUUCGAUUGUGUUGCUUUUUGUUCACCAGUAACAUCAAUGACAAUUGAUGGUAAUUCUCAUACAGACACCAAAUCUAAUAAUGAUCAAUGGCGAGCAAAAGUAGAUAUGAGUGGUGAAAUCGGACGUCUUUCAUUACAUGUAGCUGCAUUUGAAAAACUUUGGUUAUCAACAUUAGAAAAUCAAACAAACAUGCCAUCAAUACAUUGUUUUCAUACAGUAUCACAAGCAUUAGCAUGGAUUGAUGAUAGUAAAUCAUUAAAACCAUCUGUUCUUGUUACUGGCAGUCUUUAUUUAGUUGGAGCUGUUUUAAAAUUACUUGAUGGAAACGAUAAUGAUGAAUGA
This is a messenger RNA of Adineta steineri, 1551 nucleotides long. Lineage: Eukaryota; Metazoa; Rotifera; Eurotatoria; Adinetida; Adinetidae. The record is from the annotation of a GenBank genome assembly.